GGAAUUGGAGUUUGAGUCUCAUGGCGUACAUUCAAAGCAAUGCAGAGCUCACCAUUUUUGUUUUACUGUGGUAGUUAGAACGCAGUUUCUUCAAACCAACAUCGUUAUCCGCUUUCAUCAAGGCAUUUCGUUUCUACUGCUUGGAAAAAGAACCUAUAUUCACUGCUCCUUAAGAGGGUCCUGACCAAUUUCAAAAUGUCUGGUGAAGUGAUUGUGGUCACCAACCCUCUUGUGAAUGUCCGUAUCACAAGCAGCCUCUCCUCCUUCGAGAACCGCCGAAGGUUUAAUAGAGGAAUCACUAUAGCAGAACUGAAGGGGCUGCUGGAGAUGAAUGUGGGUGUUCCUGCUUCCUGCAUGGAUUUGGAGAUUUUUAGCACAACGGAUGUGUUCCUACAGAAAAUAGAUAACGACGAAGCUCUGUUCGGUUCCUACCCUGUGGACGAUGAAUGCAGAAUACACGUUACUGAUAGAAGUGGAAAAACAAGCGAGUUAUUUGAUAGUUCCAAAGUGGAAAAGUUUGAGCUGCCAGAUGAUGCCUAUGAGAAGCGGACAGAAUCCGUGCGGUCAUUCUUAAAGAAGCAGCAAUUGGGACGCUACAAUGAGGAGGAAGUUGCCAGGAAGAAAGCUGAGCUCGCCAAUCAGGAACAAGAACAGAAGGCAGCGGCUGAGGCCAUUUCUGUCGGCAGCCGCUGCAAAGUGGAGGUCCCUGGGCAACCCACAAAACUGGGCACAGUUAUGUAUGUUGGUACUACAGAGUUCAAGCCAGGUCAUUGGGUAGGUGUGAAGUAUGAUGAGCCUCUGGGAAAACACAACGGAACUGUUCAGGGGAAACAGUACUUUGAGUGUCAGGAGAAAUACGGGGCAUUUGUGAAGCCACUGAGUGUAACAGUGGGCGACUUUCCUGAGGAGGAUUACGGCUUAGAUGAGAUUUAAAACCGUUGUGGAUGUUUGUUUCCUUAUGCUUUUUUUUGUUGUUGUUUUUAAAAUCUCAGUUCCACUUACUGGACAGAGAGGAAGUAGGAUAAUUCAUCAUAACAAUGGUUCAUGUUCUUCUGUGGAUGGCAUGAUUUAAAGGCACUUUAGCUGGAGGUUUUUUCAUCGCAGCAUGGCAAGACUGUCAUUUGUGAUCUUAAAAUAGAUUAGUUAUCAAAAACUAGUCAAAUUGAAAGGUUUUCACAGAAGAUUUUUUUUUGUUCCGAUGUAUUUUUUUUAAUGUUUCUUAGUUGCUGUCAUACUUUGUUUACAGCUUAGCAACUGUCUAAAUAGAGUUCUGUGUAGUUCUACAAAAGAACAGACUUAAUCUUUAAGAACUGUAUAUUGUUUAUUUGUAAUUUGCUUGUAUAACUGUCAAGUCUAAAAUUCUCUCUAACCGUACUUUGACAGUUAAAAGGGUCAUCCCAGUCUGUGUUGGCAUCUUUAGAUCAUUGGUGAGGUUAAAUGAAAGCUGCAGGCAGUGGAUAUUUGCAUUUUAAACUGAGCAACUUGCAGGAAAUGCAUCAAAAUUGUUGUAUUUGCUUGAGUGAAAACUUUUGCUACACUACUGCGCUUUGUUUAAAAAAGAAAAAAACAUGACAUGCAAUAUUUCCCAUCUGACAACAUGGCUGCUUUGUCUCAUGUCACCACUCUGUCCCACACAUCCACAGUCAUGCAGCUGAUAUUGUUACCUGCAGGUUCCUCCAUAACAAGUUGUCAAGUGUUGAACAAUGAUGCAUUUUUAUUUUUUUUUAUUUUGUACGUUUGCUUGUCUUAUACAUAAAAACGAACAUACUGUUUAAUUUAAGCAAAUGUGAAAUCCUCUUUUCCUUAAGGUUCAGUUUUGAUUAAUAUUCAACAUUGAUCUAAGGUGCUGGUGACAAAGUGUGCCAAAGGAUAACCCUUAUUAAUAAAGACUACACAUGA
Cyprinodon variegatus (sheepshead minnow) is the source of this 1899-nucleotide messenger RNA. RefSeq names its product tubulin folding cofactor B (gene tbcb). Bases 196 to 933 code for a protein of 245 amino acids. The record is from RefSeq and is a predicted model, not a curated record. Lineage: Eukaryota; Metazoa; Chordata; Actinopteri; Cyprinodontiformes; Cyprinodontidae. Gene Ontology annotation, cellular component: cytoplasm; nucleus; microtubule plus-end. Gene Ontology annotation, molecular function: microtubule plus-end binding; alpha-tubulin binding. Gene Ontology annotation, biological process: tubulin complex assembly; cytoplasmic microtubule organization; post-chaperonin tubulin folding pathway. The transcript is spliced from 7 exons.